Penicillium griseofulvum is the source of this 744-nucleotide messenger RNA. Its product is annotated as SDR family oxidoreductase. The transcript has 3 exons. The record is from RefSeq and is a predicted model, not a curated record. Bases 1 to 744 code for a protein of 247 amino acids. NCBI's taxonomy places the organism in Eukaryota, Fungi, Ascomycota, Eurotiomycetes, Eurotiales, Aspergillaceae.
AUGUCUACCAUCUUGAUCUCCGGUGCCAACAAAGGAAUUGGCCGCGGCCUUGUCGCCAAGUACCUCGCUCGCGACAAUGUGACUGUGAUCGCAGCCGUCCGCAACCCAACCUCCUCGGAAGCAACCUCUCUCUCCGACUUUCCCACUGGAAAGGGCAGUCGAUUGAUUAUUGUCAAGAUCGACGCCAGCUCUAACACCGACGCCAAAGCUGCAGUAGAGAAACUGCCUAGCCAGGGCGUGUCCGCUCUCGACAUCGUUAUCGCCAACGCCGGAAUCUUCGACACAGCCGCUUUCACCACCGUUGCCGAUUCGACUAUCGCACAGAUUCAAGCCCAUCUCGAUGUAAACACUAUCGGCCCUGUCCGCCUCUUUCAGGCUACACUUCCUCUCCUUGAGAAGUCAUCCUCCCCUCGCUUCAUCCUAAGCAGCAGUCUUAUGGGAACGAUUGGAGGUAUUAAAGACAUCCCGCUCAAGAUUGCGCCUUACGGUGCUAGCAAGGCCGCGGCCAACUUCUUUGUCCGGAAAAUCAACUUUGAACAUGACAAGAUUGCAACCUUGGCUAUUCACCCUGGAGCCGUCAAAACCGAUGCUGGAAAUGAUGCUGCCCGGGCUGCGGGUUACCCCAGCGCUUUCGUUGAAGUCGAUGACAGCGUGAAUGCUAUCGUCGCCAAGAUCGAUACCUUGACCAAGGAUAACGGAGCCGGAGAGUUCUGGAACAUUGACGAUACUACCAUCGGCUGGUAG